Durotheca rogersii is the source of this 1209-nucleotide messenger RNA. Its product is annotated as ribosomal subunit 39S-domain-containing protein. Bases 1 to 1209 code for a protein of 402 amino acids. The transcript is spliced from 2 exons. Gene Ontology annotation, cellular component: mitochondrion. Lineage: Eukaryota; Fungi; Ascomycota; Sordariomycetes; Xylariales; Xylariaceae. The record is from RefSeq and is a predicted model, not a curated record.
AUGCGACGGGUACCGCGAUUGGGACGGUCGUCAUGUCUACCCCCGUCGGCUUCACGACCCUCGCGCGCAGCCGCCGCACACCUGGGUGUUAAAUGCUCGCCUACCUCCUCCCGCUCGCACCACACCUCGACACCGCGUCACGGGCCCGCGCCGACGAGCCUCCCGCACCCCGCCGCUCAGUUCACCCGAUUCUACUCCUCCGAGAAGGACCACCACCCGCAAGGUCUUGCUCCCAGCGCAGACAGCCUCCAGGUAGAAGACCCCGCCGGUCCGGAUAGCGAACCCCCGGCGGCAGCCCUAGAGGGUGCGCUUGAGGCUCAGCAGGCUCACGGGCCCUAUCUUCCACCACCCGAGCGCAGCUAUGCCGAGCGGCCCGACGAGGUGUCGGAUACGGGGUACAUGCCCGCCUUGAACGCUGAAGGCCUCAAGUCCGUGGGCGGGUUGCUGGACUGGUGGAACCGGUCGGGCAAUUGGGAUAAGUCUGGCGACUUUUCCGGCUUCAGACCGCGGCGCAAGGUCCUCGACCCCGCCAUCAUCGAGGUGUCAGUGCGCCGAGCCGUCGUAGAGGCCUUCGCGCUGAUCCAAGCAGGCCGGGAGGAUAAGUUGAUGGCAGCUUGGCCGGCGGGAGGGCAGGAGGAUCUUCAACAUUCUCUCGCGGUAGGCAUCGACGUUGCCGAGGGCGGCGCGGUGUCGUUAACGGGGCCGGUAAGUUCCGUGUUGGACGCUCUCAACCGCACCGCGGACGAGGUCCAGCCCACGUUGGAAGGCGCUGGGGAACCUUCGUUUGUGCCCUCGUCCGAAGAAGCGCCAAAGUACAAGAAGGCCUGGGGUCACGGUUGGAAAAAGGUUUCUCUAUCAGAUCCCCGGAUCAGGUUCGCCGUCACUAAGCGCCUUUUCCAGCUCACCGGCCAGCUCGUCCCCGAUCACAGCCUCCCAUCCAUCACCGAUGCUUGGUCGGUGCUCCGCGUGGUCCAGAAACCGCCGAAGCCCAAGACCCUCACUCAAGAGAUCCAAGAGCGCCACCAGGACCUCGUCGGGCUGCCCAAUGUUUCCGUUGCGACGAAGCGCGUCACCCGCGGCGACAAGGACAUAGCUUUAGGGAGGUUCAAGCUCAUAGAAGCCGAAUUACAGAAGAGAGGCCUACCACUACUCGGCUACGGAUCCGCCAGGAAGAAUAAGGAGUUGUCCCGGCUCGGAGGCGGCACGUAA